Messenger RNA from Lactuca virosa, 396 nucleotides. Lineage: Eukaryota; Viridiplantae; Streptophyta; Magnoliopsida; Asterales; Asteraceae. The record is from the annotation of a GenBank genome assembly.
AUGGCUCACGAGUCGAGCUUUUUACUCAUAGUCCACGUCUUUAUAUUAUUAUGGCACUUUGGGACAUACAAAGUUUCCGGUGAACCAAAAGUGCCAUGUUACUUCAUCUUUGGAGACUCAUUAGUCGAUAAUGGCAACAACAAUGAACUUUACUCAAAAUGGAAAGCCAAUUACCGUCCUUAUGGGGUUGAUUUUCCAAAAGGUGAUACUGGCAGGUUCUGCAACGGUCGGACAACCGCAAAUAUUAUCGGUCAAUUUCUUGGCUUCGAUGACUUUAUUCCACCUUAUGCUACUGCAACCGACGAAGAGAUCAGCACUGGUGUAAAUUAUGCUAGCGCUGGUUGUGGCAUUAGAGAGGAAACCGGAAGUCAUAAUGUAAUCACCAUUUGUGAAUGA